ACCUAGAUAUUUUUGAAGGUUAUAAUUACCAGUCGUAACAUUUUUUAACAAUUAGCUAAUAUGUUUUUAUAAUAUAUUUUUUUGUAAUUUUUCCUAAAACGCUAUAAAGAUGAAAUCCGUAUUUAUGGUGGCUGAGAAGCCCUCGUUAGCUGCUUCUUUAUCAACCAUAUUAAGUAAUGGAAAAAAUUCUUCAAAGAAAGGAUUUAAUGGUGCUUGCUCGGUCCACGAAUGGAAUGGGACAUUCCUAGGUUCUCCAGCUAGGCUCAAAAUGACUUCAGUAUGUGGUCAUGUUCUUGGUGUGGAUUUUUCCAGUAAAUAUAAUAACUGGGAUCGAGUAGACCCUGUAGAAUUGUUUUCGUGCUCUAUUGAAAAAAAGGAAGCAAUGCCGAAGCUAAAAAUGCCUGCUUUUCUUGCCUCAGAAGCCAUCGGUUUUGAUUAUCUUGUUCUGUGGCUCGAUUGCGAUAAAGAAGGUGAAAAUAUAUGUUACGAAGUAAUGUCAUCAGUAGCCAAUAGCAUGAAUAGAAAUGUUUAUUCUGAUAGUGUCACUUAUAGAGCCAAGUUCUCUGCAAUUACCGACAAGGAUAUUAAGGCUGCUUUUAAUAAUCUUUCACAUCCAAAUGAAAAUGAAGCGAGAAGCGUCGAUGCUCGUCAAGAGCUUGAUCUGAGAAUUGGUUGCGCUUUUACCAGGUUCCAAACAAAAUUUUUCCAAGGAAAAUAUGGAGACUUGGAUGCAUCCUUGAUCUCCUAUGGGCCAUGCCAAACUCCCACGCUCGGGUUUUGCGUUCAGAGGCAUGAUGAAAUCCAGUCGUUUAAAGCAGAAACUUAUUGGGCAGUGCAAGUUUCUGCAAUGAAAGACAACGUAGAAGUGCCAUUAGAAUGGGAUAGAGUGCGGUGUUUUGAUAAAGAUGCUGCUAACAUGUUUCUUAGCUUAGUCAAGCAGGAACGAGAAGGCAGAGUUGUAAGUGUAGUUUCUAAAGAGAAGUCGAAACCUCGCCCAGUAGCUUUAAACACCGUCGAAUUGAUGCGAGUGGCCAGUUCGGGACUUGGGAUGGGCCCGCAUCAUGCUAUGCUAAUUGCAGAGAGAUUAUAUACACAAGGAUAUAUCAGCUAUCCUCGUACAGAAACUACUAAAUACCCAGAAAAUUUUGAUUUACAGGGCACUCUGAAACAACAGGAGAAUAGUUCAGAUUGGGGCAAGGAAGUUAAAGCCAUUCUAAGCCAAGGAAUAAAUAGACCUAAGUCAGGACAUGACGCAGGUGACCAUCCUCCCAUUACCCCAAUGAGGUCUGCGACAAGAAACGAUCUGGAUGGCGACUCUUGGAAAUUGUACGAUUACAUCGCUCGACAUUUUAUCGGAACUUUAGCCAGAGACUGUAGAUAUUUGAGUACAGUGGUAACAAUAGUUAUCAAUAAUGAAGUAUUUUACAUACAUGGCAAGACCCUCAUUGAUCCCGGGUAUACUGAAGUCAUGACUUGGCAAUCAUUCGGUAAAAAUGAAAUAGUACCAAAUGUUACGGCGAACGAAAUGGUACCAAUCCAUAAUGCUCGUUUAACUGAACAUCAAACAUGUCCGCCUGAUUAUUUAACGGAGUCAGAACUGAUCACACUGAUGGAAAAGCAUGGUAUUGGUACCGAUGCUUCCAUACCUGUACACAUAAACAAUAUUUCUCAAAGAAAUUAUGUUACUGUAACUCCAGGUCGAAAACUUAAACCAACUACUUUGGGUAUAGUAUUGGUGCAUGGGUAUCAAAAGAUUGACGCUCAGUUAGUAUUGCCCACAAUGCGAUCUGCAGUGGAAGAACAGCUGAACCUUAUAGCUUUAGGAAAAGCUAACUUUAACGCAGUGCUUAAGCAUACCAUUGAUAUUUUCAAACUUAAGUUUCAGUAUUUUGUUUCAAGCAUUGAUGCAAUGGACCAAUUGUUUGAGGUGUCUUUUUCACCGCUUAGUGCUUCUGGUAAAGCACAUUCCAGGUGUGGUAAAUGUAGAAGAUAUCUGAAAUUUAUUCAAGCGAAACCAGCUCGAUUGCACUGUCCACAAUGCGACGAUACUUAUAGUGUACCGCAAAAUGGCACUAUCAAAUUAUUUAGAGAGUUAAAAUGUCCUUUGGAUGAGUUUGAGUUGCUGUGUUGGACCACGGGAAAUAAAGGCAAAAGUUUUGUGUUUUGUCCCUAUUGUUAUAACAAUCCCCCUUUCAAAGACAUGAAAAAAGGAACCGGAUGUAACACUUGUACUCACCCUACUUGUACCUACAGUCUUAAUUCGAACGGUGUUAUCAAUUGUGCCGAAUGUGAAUAUGGUGUUUUGGUUCUUGAUCCCUCAUCAGGUCCCAAAUGGAAAUUGGGCUGCAAUAGAUGUGAUACCAUAAUCAAUCUUUUUGAUGAUGCUCAUAAAAUUAUCAUUCUCGAAGAAAACUGCGAUUGUGGAGCGCAGUUGAUAAAUGUUGAAUACAGAGCUGAGAAAUCGAAACUUCCAAAUCAAGCCACGGAGAUGAAGGGUUGUGUUUUCUGCACCCCUGAAUUUGCCAAAUUAGUCGAUAAGCCCAAGGUUGCUGUGGUUAGCCGGCCUCCAAGACCUUUUAGAGGUGGAAAAGCACCUGGAGCCAGGGGCGGUCGAGGUUCAGCGGGUAGAGGAAGGGGCAAACCAAAAGACAAAAUGGCCCAACUGGCAGCAUAUUUUGUAUAAAAAAGGUACUAGCUUAGUCAAUUUUUGAGAAUUCUCGCAAUGCAUUCUCAAGCGAACCCAGCAAUCGAAUUGUACUCAUUAUUGAAGGUAAGAGUAAUCUAUACCUAUACAUAGUAUGAGCUCUUAAUUUGGGUUUUACAGCAAUUAAAGACUAGGAAUAUUACAACUCAGGUUUUGAAAACAAUGAUUCAUAAUUUCGAGCUGUCCUAAUAGUAAAUACUCAGAAUAUUUUUGAGAAAUAGUUUAUCGUUAAUUAAUAAAAUUAUUAUAACAAGCAUUUAAACUUAUUUGUAUGCUGCAUGGAUUGAAAUAUUAAUUGGUAUGUGAGUCAUUUUAGAGUGUCUUAGUUAUUGGUUUAUAUACAAAAUGAGCUAACUUUUUACUUAAAAAAAAACCUUAACAAGCUAACUUACAUUGAAAAAUUAUGAUAGUUUAACCGUAUAAGCUACUUUUGAAAAUAUACAGUCAAGCAAUUUUGGUCA
Dendroctonus ponderosae (mountain pine beetle) is the source of this 3165-nucleotide messenger RNA. RefSeq names its product DNA topoisomerase 3-beta-1. NCBI's taxonomy places the organism in Eukaryota, Metazoa, Arthropoda, Insecta, Coleoptera, Curculionidae. The transcript has 13 exons. Gene Ontology annotation, biological process: DNA topological change. The record is from RefSeq and is a predicted model, not a curated record. Gene Ontology annotation, cellular component: nucleus. Bases 110 to 2683 code for a protein of 857 amino acids. Gene Ontology annotation, molecular function: DNA binding; DNA topoisomerase type I (single strand cut, ATP-independent) activity.